Molecule: messenger RNA, 3305 nt
Organism: Scleropages formosus (Asian bonytongue)
Lineage: Eukaryota; Metazoa; Chordata; Actinopteri; Osteoglossiformes; Osteoglossidae
Product: alanine aminotransferase 2-like
Exons: 13
Coding region: 607-2076 (489 amino acids)
Biological process (GO): biosynthetic process
Molecular function (GO): transaminase activity; pyridoxal phosphate binding
Source: RefSeq, a predicted model, not a curated record
CAGUGUAUAGUGCAGUUGUUUUCAGUACGAGCGUUACCCUGACAACCUGAUAACAACCAUUAGAAAUCCUUUAAUCCGUAUUGUGAAGGAGAUCCCCGGAGUGAGAGAUGAACGGAACCAGAGAGGCGAGUUUAAAUCAAUGUUCGAGCGUGAGAUGAAUUCAGAAACCAGCUCUGCGAGUCCUCUUGGGGGAAAGCCGGUACUAACAGUACCAAUGAAAGUACCGCAAAACAACUUCGCCACUUGCUAUUGACACAGCUGUGGAUGUGAACCUAAAAGCAGAACAUCUGGUGUCUUGCCUGAGUGAAUACACGGCCGUGAGGAAUUUUUGCUAAAAACAUUCUUCUUUGCCGUGGAACGAGAACUGCUUCACACGUCAAACGCAACUCCCUCCCCAAACAUGUAACACGUAGCAGUGCUUUCUGGCAGGAGACAUCAUGACAGAGGAGCCCCUUUGGCUCUUGGACCUGCGGUCAGAUUCUUUGAGGUCAUUUGACCUGCAUUCUGGACACAGGGACCUUGUGCCGCAGUGAUUUAGUCACUGUGUUCUAACCCAGAUUUCCCUUUGUGCCGUCUGGGCAACAGUGUCAACCUGCCCUUUGGAAGAUGACAGAAAAUUGUUUCAUGCACCAUAGGACGAAGGUGCUGACCAUAGACACUAUGAACCCCAAUGUGAAGAAGGUUGAGUACGCUGUGAGAGGACCAAUCGUUCAACGUGCUGUCCAGAUUGAGAAGGAACUCAAAGCGGGUGCAAAGAAGCCCUUCUCAGAAGUCAUCAGAGCUAAUAUUGGUGAUGCCCAUGCAAUGGGCCAGCGGCCAAUCACCUUCUUCCGACAGGUUUUGGCUCUCUGCUCGUAUCCAGAACUCCUUGAGGGAAACGAGUUUCCAGAAGACGCUAAAGAAAGAGCACGCCGCAUUUUACAGGCCUGUGGAGGGGGCAGUAUUGGGGCAUACAGUGCCAGUCAAGGCAUUGAAUGUGUGCGACAGGAUGUCGCUCGCUACAUCCAAGAGCGGGACGGUGGGAUCCCCUGUAACCCUGACAACAUCUACCUCUCUACUGGUGCCAGUGAUGCCAUUGUGACCAUUCUGAAGUUGCUAGUGUGUGGUGAGGGUCGAAAUCGCACCGGAGUGAUGAUCCCCAUCCCCCAGUACCCACUUUACUCUGCUGCCUUGGCUGAUCUUGGAGCCGUGCAGAUCGAGUACUACCUGGAUGAAGAGAACUGCUGGAGUCUGGAUGUGAGCGAGCUGCGGCGUGCUCUGGUGGCUGCCCAGCAGCAUUGCUCUCCCCGUGCCCUCUGCAUCAUCAAUCCAGGCAAUCCCACUGGUCAGGUGCAAAGCAGGCAGUGCAUCGAAGAUGUCAUCAGAUUUGCUGCUGAAGAACAUCUCUUUCUGAUGGCUGAUGAAGUGUACCAGGACAAUGUGUAUGCAGAGGGCUGCGAGUUCCACUCCUUUAAGAAAGUGUUGUUCGAGAUGGGACCAGAGUACUCCGACACAGUGGAGCUUGUCUCCUUUCACUCCACCUCAAAGUGCUACAUGGGCGAGUGUGGCUUUCGGGGAGGCUACAUGGAGGUGAUCAACAUGGACCCUGAUGUAAAAGUCCAGCUCACCAAGCUAGUGUCAGUCCGGCUCUGCCCCCCUGUCCCAGGCCAAGCCCUGUUGGACGUAGUGGUGAACCCGCCACGGCCGGGCGAGCCCUCCUUUAACACUUACAUAAAGGAGCGAACCUCCACUCUCCAAGUGCUGGCAGAGAAGGCUUGGCUUACGGAGGAGGUGUUCAACACUGUGCCUGGCAUCACUUGCAAUCCAGUGCAGGGGGCCAUGUACUCCUUCCCUCGCAUUAGCCUCCCAGAGCGAGCCAUCCAGCAGGCGAAGGAGAAGGGACAGGCUCCAGACAUGUUCUACUGCAUGAAGCUGCUGGAGGAGACUGGCAUCUGUCUGGUCCCCGGAAGUGGUUUCGGGCAAAGGGAGGGCACGUACCAUUUCAGAAUGACCAUCCUGCCCCCCACAGACAAGCUUAAGAUUGUGUUGGAAAAGGUGAAACAGUUUCACCAGAGUUUUACCCAGCAGUACUCCUAAUGAACCUCGCAGCACGCAUGCCUACCUGUUCAUACCACUGGAUCUGGGAGUGGGGCUUCCACUGAGCCAGAUGCAUGUAGGCACCGUAGUGUCACGGUUACGGACGGAUGAAUGUUUCAGAGGGCUUGGCUGGAGUUUAGUGCCCUUUCUCUAUAUACAUGGGUGUGCACAGAAAUAAACCAUAUGUCUGUGUUUUCAGAAAGAAAUUAAAACUAUGAACUGAAAUAGAACCUGCUAAAGUUUUUACAGGCAUUAGUAAUGAGGUGGUUUUUGUCAGAAUGAUACGAGUGAAACAAACUACUUAGGUAUAAAUGUUCCAAAUGCCAUUUUAUAUUGCUUUGAGUCUGGCCCUUGUUCUUUAACUUCUCCUGUUCUGUUGCUGUAAAAUAAUUGAAAAUUGUGGAAUAUUUUUGUGUUGCCUAUACCCUGUGAGUUUGACUUUUUAAGGGCUUAGGUAAGGGUUCAAUGAAGUGUAUGCAAGUAAAAAUUGAGUAUAUCUAAUUAUAUAAUUUACUCUAUGAAAAUAAUAGCUGUUUAAUAUUUUAUUCAAUAAAAGUUGCACCUUUGUCUCAAAUUGAAAUACAUUAUUGGUUUUUGUCUUUCAGCAAUUUCAUUCUAUAAAGACACUUGCAAGGAGUUUACACCAGAGGGAUCUGUGAAUGAAUGUUGAAUUUUUUUACCCUUCAGUAAUCCAUUUAAACUGUAUUGUCCUUCUUGUUAUAGUCUAAUGAUGUGUAUGACGUCUUUCUCUCCCUCUUCUUCCAUGCCUGUAUUUUCAAAGCAGGUGUUCCUGCUUGAAAAGAAGGGUCGCUCAGAAAUGUGAGGCUCUCAAACCCAUUUAAGGAGAACUACAUGGGCCGUUCACAUGCAGAUGUGCAACAAGAAGCUCUAAAGGGAUCAGACGUUUCUCUUUUCAGACACUAAAAUAGAUUGAACAAGAUCCUGUUGGUUGUUACAUGCAAAUAAUCAUGUCACUGUGUUGAAUUUUUGGUGGAAAAUGGUGUAAGACAAUUGCUGGCAGAAGCAUUGAGACACUGGGGUUUUUUUGGUUAAUGUUUCAUAAGUAGAUGUGGAUGGAGGAGGGUCACUGGCACGGUGGACAGAUAGCAGAAUGAAUGUACAUGCCACAGGAACUCACUGCAGGGUGUGGGACAUUCUUCUGUCAUCUUCAUGCUCCUCUUUCAUUCAUUUUCCACUUUUAUCCAGUUUGACAGAGCAGAAUUGUAUGU